AUGUUUUCGAAAAGACCAGAUAAGCUCACUACUGGGCUCAUCAACAUGACUACCGACUGUUUUGCGAACGUUUGCUUGCAAGCUCUGGCUUCUCUUCCAGGGCUCAAUGAGUAUCUGAAUGCGAUGACCGAGUUUAGGAACUCUCUCAUUGAGCAAGGAGCUAAGUUGCCGUCAUUCCAACUUCACCAGGCGCUCAUUCAUCUUUUGUCUAAACUCCAAGAGACCGUGUAUCGGCCCCGUGUGUUAUCAGUUUGGGAAUUUUUGCAUGUUAUUGAGAAAAUUUACAACAGCAAGAUAUCUGUCAGCCAGCACGACGCGCACGAGCUUUUGCAGCUCAUUUUGGAGACUUUGGAGAGAGAACAUGUUCAGCUAAGAAAGACGGCCCCCACUGUUCCUGAAUUCCCCUUCAAGGGGGAGGUUUCCUCACAGCUACGUUGCAUGAGAUGCGGCAAGAAGAGCUCGACCAAUUACAACCCGAUGAUGAUUCUCUCUCUCCCUGUUCCUCAAGAGUCGUCUAUUGAUUUGGAGAGUAUGCUGAGAGGCAGCGAGAGUGAUAUCAUUGAUGACUACUCUUGCACACGGUGCAAAAUAAAUUAUAUUCUUAGCACUGCCAAGGAAAACAGCCCUACGUUGAACAAACUUAAGAAGAAGCUCAAUGACGAGCUCCUGAUAAAUGACGACUUGGAGCCUGAACUAGACGAAUUUGUUCAGAGUUACGAGGGUAUCAAGUCUGCUAACGUGAAGUCGACGGUACACAAGGAGACCUCGAUCAUUCUUCCUCCCAAGCUGCUUGCCGUCCAUCUUUCGAGAUCCAUUUAUGACACACAGGCCAGACGCAACCAAUGCAAUGUGGAAUUCAAGGAAAUUUUGAAGCUGAACGACCACAACAUCAGUUCGGACGCAGACGAGGGAAUCAAGACCAUCACCUAUAAGUUGAAUGCUGUGGUGCGGCACCAAGGUUCUCAUUCGCUCGGGCACUACGAGUGCUACCGGCGAAAACCUGUGUUUUACAAAAACGCCGUGACAGGCGAGUACUACCAGAAGUUUCCAAAGCUAGAGGGCGUGGAAAACGAGGCCAAGGAGAACGAGGGUACCGCCGCCACAGACAUGAAGAGACAGACACGCGACAAGAAGCUGGCGAGCUCGGUGAAAACCCCAUUCUGGCGCAUCAACGACUCCAAGAUUACCGAGUGUUCGCUGUCCGACGUUAUGGACGACUCUCGGGCUGUGUACAUGUUAUUUUACGAGAGAGUGGAUUGAAUAGAAGAGUUGCAAAUUUGAUUACUUUCACUGGAUCACCGCCACAAGGUCGCCCGCCUCAACCAUGUCUCCGUUGGUGUGUAGAAUUUUGAUCACUUUUCCUGCCCUCGGCGAACUCACCAGCAUUUCCGUCUUCAUGGCCUCGACAACGACCAGGCCCUGACCAUCCUUCACCUCCUCGCCGACCUCGACCAGCGGCUUCCAGAACCGUCCAGAAUACUCCGAAUACACCAUCUCGGCAUCUUCCGGAUAGCUUUCUUCCUUCUCCGCGGCGGCAGAGCCGGACUUUUGCAGCUCUGCGUUCGAGACCUGGAUCAGUCUCUUGAACUCCUCGAGCUUCUCGCCGCCCUGUUUUUUCUGGAACUCCUCGAUCGACUCGGAAUUCUCCUGGAUCCAGGACAGGUACUUUCCAUGGUCAAACACAGACUCCAGCAUCUCGACCUUGUAGUAGCCAUGCUUCGAGUCCUCGGCCAUCUGAUCGAGUUCUUCCUCCGUCACAGGGAAAAAUUCCACCUGGUCGAACGGAGUCAGCAACCAAGGAUGACCCUCGUUGUGAGCAGCAGUGUGUGCUCCCAAGGACAGCUUAUCCCAGAUAGGAAUUGUUCUUCCCACCAGUUGGUAGCCACCAGGCGACUCCAUGGUGUAGAUGCACAUGUACAUGCCUCCAAUGCCAACGGUGCCGUUGGGCGUGAACGUUCUGGACGGAUUGUACUUGGUGCCGAGGAACCGGUGACGAGGGUCCAGCGGCACGGCGCACGGAGCACCCAGAAACACGUCUCCCAGUCCAAGGACCAGGAACCGCGCCGUGUACAGCAUGUCCUUGACGGCAGACCUCUCGAUGCCGUUGAUCUGCGCAAUGAAGUCGACGUUGUUGGGCAGCCAUGGCGCGCUGGAUCUAAUUGUCUCGGAGUACCUCUUCACGGCGUCCAGCGUCUUCUUGUCCUCGAACGCCAUAGGCAGUCGCACAACACGUGACUUCACCGUCCACUUGUUGGUGAACGCCACCUCUCUCUCGUACGCAAUAAGCGUCUCGACCAAGUCGCUCUGAUGGAUCUUGGUUCCGUCGAACUCGACCAGCACAGACCGCACGCCUUGCGACAUUUCCACAAUUCCAACGGUUUCAUGUGUGUUCACCAUCUCAAUCAGCUUGUGCACUCUAUACGACAAGUUCAAAUUCAUCACGUUCUCGCCGUACUCCACAAGCACGUAGCGGUCGCCGGCCUGUCUGUACGUGACGACGGGGGCCGUAGACGAGCCUCCAGGCUGGUAUCUGGCCAGGACAGGGUCCUGGGGAGUAAGGAGACCGUACUCAAUGGCAGGCAUGGUGCCCUGCAACGUCUCGAUGGCCCUGUCCUGGUCCACCUUCAAUUUGAGAGCAUCAUCGAACGAAACCGGGUAGAACGUGAUCAGAUCGCCCGGCUUGACCUGGCCAAUCUUCCACAUCUCGGCCUGCGCAACAACAGCCUGACACACAAAUCCUCCGAGCGAAGGGCCGUCGCAGGUCAAAAUGACCGGCUCGUCUCCGGUGAAAUUGAUAGCUCCCAGCGAGUACACGUAGUCGUGUGCAUUCGACGGGUGCAAGCCACCCUCUCCGCCAUCCUCUCUGGCCCAUUUCGGCUUAGGGCCAAUCAGUCUCACUCCGAACCGAUUGGAGUUGUAAUGCACUUUCCAAGGGUUGGCAAAAAAGUCAAGGACAGAUUCCUGCAGGAAGAAGUCUGGCGACCCGUGCGGGCCGCACGUGACAGCAACGCGCCAUUCCUUGGCAGCUAUUGGCGGAGCCAGCGACUUAGGAACGGGCUGCGGAGCGGACACGGGAGCAGGCAGCGUGCAAGCGGCCAGGUUGGGCUGGCCUAGGAAUAGCACGUCUCCGAGCUUGAGCACUCUGCCGUUGUAGCCUCCAAGAUUACCCAGGGCAAAGGUUGAUCUCGAGCCAAGGUACUCGGUGACGUCGAUUCCGCCCCUGAUGGCCAAGUAGCUUCUGCAGCCAGACGUGAGUUUGCCAAUCACCAGUUUGUCGCCUCUCUUGACAGUCAGCGGCUGGUACAUAGCCACUGGCUGCCCGUUGAGGGUCAAAGGAACGUCUCCUCCAGUGACGCCGAUCACAGCCUCGUGGUGGAACAGGAUGGACGGCCCAGUGAGGGUGAUUUCAAUAGCGGGCGCUCUGUGGUGAUUGCCAACGAUCCGGUUUGCGAGUCUGAACGAAUACGCGUCCAUAGGGCCCGAUGGAGGCACACCAAUUCGCCAGUAGCCAGUUCUGCCAGGGUAGUCCUGCACCGUGGUGUAGGCGCCCGGAGACGUGAUCUCAAACGCGUUGGCCUUGUACUCAAACGAGUCCAGAACCUUUGUGGCGACCCUGGCCUGCUCAAACAUGUCCGAGUUGGCGAUCGAACGCAGAUAGUCGAUGUUGGUGAUACACCCGUACACCACCGUCUCGUCAAGGGCCUGUCUCAGUUUUUUAAGUGCGUCUGCUCUGUCCGUGCCAUGGACAAUGAUUUUGGCCAGCGUCGGGUCGUACUCGGCAGAAACCACGGUUCCUGUCUUGACCCAUGUGUCGACUCUUGCCCAGGAUGGGAACUUGACUUCCGUGAGCUGGCCUGGCGAAGGCAUGAAGUCCUUGACCGGGUUUUCGGCGUACAGUCUGGCUUCCAUCGAUGCACCGUUGCAUUUGAUCGGCUGGCUGAAGUCGGGGGCCAUGUCGGCCGCAAUGUAGAGCAUCCACUCCACAAGAUCCAGCCCGGUGACCUGCUCCGUGAUCGGGUGUUCGACCUGCAACCGUGCGUUCACCUCAAGGAAGUAGAACUCGUCUCUUUUCUCGUCGUAGAUGAAUUCCACCGUACCAGCGCACUUGUAGUUCAUUGAGGCUCCCAGCUGCUCGGCUGCCUUUCUCAUCUUGGCUCUUGUAGAGUCUGGAAGGUUGGGAGCAGGGGUCUCCUCGAUAAUCUUCUGGUUUCUUCUCUGCAGCGAGCAGUCUCUCUCGCCCAGAGCAAUGGCCUUGCCGUAACCGUCUCCAAACAUCUGGAUCUCCACGUGACGCGCGUUCUCGACAAACCGUUCCAGGAACACGCCUGCGUCUCCAAAGUACGCUUUGCCUUGGUGCUGCACCGUCUGGAAAACGCGCUCGAUGUCGUCUGGCGAGUCCACCUUCUGCAAUCCGAUACCACCACCGCCCGCAGUGGACUUCACCAUGACAGGAUACUCCAGCUUUGCGGCUAUCUCCUUGGCCUCCGCAGCAGUAGCCACGAGUCCGGACCCAGGAACCAAUGGAACGCCAGCUUUCUCGGCAAUUUCUCUGGCAGAAUGCUUGAGACCCAAUUUUCUAAUAGCAUCCCCGGA
Molecule: messenger RNA, 4593 nt
Organism: Ogataea polymorpha
Lineage: Eukaryota; Fungi; Ascomycota; Pichiomycetes; Pichiales; Pichiaceae
Exons: 3
Coding region: 1-1260 (419 amino acids)
Biological process (GO): protein deubiquitination
Cellular component (GO): nucleus; cytosol
Molecular function (GO): cysteine-type endopeptidase activity; cysteine-type deubiquitinase activity
Source: RefSeq, a predicted model, not a curated record